This is a messenger RNA of Metarhizium robertsii ARSEF 23, 1968 nucleotides long. RefSeq names its product DDE superfamily endonuclease, CENP-B-like protein. NCBI's taxonomy places the organism in Eukaryota, Fungi, Ascomycota, Sordariomycetes, Hypocreales, Clavicipitaceae. Gene Ontology annotation, cellular component: nucleus. The transcript is spliced from 2 exons. The record is from RefSeq and is a predicted model, not a curated record. The coding region runs from base 1 to 1968 and encodes 655 amino acids. Gene Ontology annotation, molecular function: DNA binding.
AUGGCGCCAAUUGAUGAGGCGCUUGCUUUCCUGAAAUCGUCAGAAUCUGUUAAUUAUGCUGAGACUGCAAGGCGCUUCAAUUGUGACGAGACUACGCUACGACGCCGACAUCAAGGCAAACAGCGGUCAAGACGGGAUGCUGACAGAUUGUAUAAGUCACGUCUGUCAAAACAACAAGAACGAGAUCUUAUUGCCUAUAUUCAUAAGCUUUCAUCACGUGGCAUUCCACCUACCCUACCUAUGAUAAAGAACUUCGCCCAGGAUAUCGCGAAAAUCAAGGUCGGAAAGGACUGGCCGUACAGCUUCGUUCGACGCAAUCAUAUUGAGUUAGGUUGCACAUGGUUCGAUGGGUUAGACAUCGCGCGAAAGAGAGCCGACAAUGCCUCUAGGUAUAAGGCUUAUUUUGAGCUUAUCCGCGCCAAAAUUGAGAAAUACAACAUCCUGCCCUGCAACACGUAUAACGUGGAUGAGAAAGGAUUUCUCUUGGGUGUGAUUAAUCGAACAAAGAGAGUAUUUUCCCUAAAUGUCAAAAAGCAAGGCAAAUUGCUCGGUGCAUCGCAAGAUGGCAAUCGAUCCUGGAUUACGUUCCUGGCAUGCGUCAGCCAGGACAUGACAUCGCUGCCCCCAUUUCUCAUCUACCAAGGCAAGCCAGGACAAGUCCAAGAUUCUUGGCUCACGGAAUUUGACCCAGAGCAUCAAUCCGCCUUCUUUACAACCUCAGAGACGGGGUGGACAAAUCACGAGCUUGGAAAAGAGUGGCUAAUUGGCGUUUUCGAUCGCUUUACCAAGGCGAAAGCUCGUAAUGGUCGUGAUUAUCGCCUUCUUAUUACCGAUGGCCACUCUAGCCAUGUCAAUAUGGACUUUCUGGAGUGGUGUGAGCAGCACCGGAUUAUCGUAGCGGUGUUUCCCCCCCAUUCCACGCAUCGGCUACAGCCCUUGGAUGUGUCACUAUUCAGUCCCCUCUCAACCGCAUACUCAAACCAGCUUAUCCAGUGGACAGCAAAAACACAAGGGCUUAUUAGUCUAUCGAAACGUGAGUUCUGGACUUUGUUUUGGAACGCAUUUGAGACUUCCUUCUCUCCCGAGAACAUGGCGAGUGGGUGGAAACGAACUGGUCUCAUGCCUUUUGACCCAGAUGUCGUCUUAUCACAGAUCACUGAGAAAGAACAAGACGAUUCGGAUACAGGUGGCGACUCGGCAGAAUCACUAGCCCUCCAGCAACCUACUGCCCGAGAUUUACGCCGACUUGUUGACAAGGUAGUCGACAAAUCCGCUGUCGAUGCUGACCGCAACAGCCGAAAGCUGAAGAGCACUCUCGAAAGCCUUCAAUCUGAGGUUGAACUGCUUCGAUAUGAGAACCAAGGACUCCGUGAGACAAUCAUUCAUGAGAAGCAGCGCAGACAGCGCGGUAAAGCCCUGAAAGAUCUACUCUUUGAUCGCACAGAUCCUAACUCAGCUCAGGUGUUUAGCCCAGCAAAAGUCGCUCAAGCUCGCCUAAGGAAAGCGGCGAUGGACGCCCAAAAGAAAGAGGAGAUUCUGCAGAAGGAAACGCAAAAGGUUCAGCGACAUCAAAAGGCGGCGGAGCGAAAAGCUCUUGCUCUGGAAAAGAGGAGGCAACGAGAGGCGGAAAUGGAGAGAAAACGGCAGGUAAAGGAAGCCAGACAGCAAGAGAAGGAGACCAAUCGGCAGAUUCGGCAAGACCUUAACCGUCGCAAUCCGGAGAUAGUACAUGUAAUGCAGCAUGAACGACAGGUGGCAUCGGAAGAUCGCGAGAAGAGUCAUGACGUUCGAGACGAGAUAAUCGUCGCUCUUCCACUCAGGGUGGCGAUCAACUCAACGUCAAUCAUGAGGUUGUCAACCUGGUUGACGUCAAUCAACCCAACCAAACUCAACGUAGCAUACUCUCACUGGCCAAUCAAGAUAGCAAUGCAGCCUGAAACCAACCAGACCAUUCAGUCGCCAGGAUAG